Messenger RNA from Carya illinoinensis, 837 nucleotides. RefSeq names its product protein FAR-RED IMPAIRED RESPONSE 1-like. The record is from RefSeq and is a predicted model, not a curated record. Gene Ontology annotation, biological process: regulation of DNA-templated transcription. Lineage: Eukaryota; Viridiplantae; Streptophyta; Magnoliopsida; Fagales; Juglandaceae. The transcript has 4 exons. The coding region runs from base 1 to 837 and encodes 278 amino acids.
AUGAAUGCAUUUUUCGAUAGGUAUGUGCAUUCCAAAACGACAUUGAAGGAAUUUGUUGAUCAGUUUGAUAAUGCACUUAGAAAGAAGGUCGAGGUCGAGACACUUGCUGAUUUCAAAUCUAUCAACCAGACUAUUCCCUGUGUAUCUCACUUCAACAUAGAGAAGCAAUUCCAAUCCGUAUAUACAAAUGCAAAAUUCAAAGAGCUCCAAAGGGAGUUGCUAGGCUUAAUGGCUUGUAAUUGUUUGUUGCAUGCACUUAGAGUUUGUCAGUUGAAGAAGAUUAAAGAGCUGCCAAAUGUAUAUGUGUUGGAUCGCUGGAGAAAGGACGUAAAGAGGAGAUACACCUUACUCAGGAGUAGUUACGAUGACCAUGGUGACAGAGAGGAUAGUCGAAAUUAUGAGCUUGUUGUUAAGAGAUGUUUGAAAUUAGCUACCAAAAUAGCCUCAAAUAAUGAAAAAGUCCAUGCAUUCCUACGUGUUGUUGAUGAUUUCGAGAAAAAAUGUGAAGACUCAAUAGUAGACUCGACACUCAUUCAUACGAAGGAAAAAGCAGAUGUGGUAUUGGAUAAGGGGAAAAAGAUAUUAAGCCCAAAUGUGGUACAAGGAAAAUGGAGACCCCAAGUAAGAGGAGGGUUCCACCCGUGGAAAAGAUGGCCACAAAGAAAAGCAAACGGGAAAAUUUUGGUAGAUGAAACAGGAUUGGAUGACAACCCGGGAUCUCAACACCCCCAAUUUUCUGAUGGGGUAUAUGUUGGGACACAAAACAAAUUUGUGAAUAAUGGUCAGCUUGUGGAAUUUUUGAAACCAUUUGGAGAGGGUAUGGAGCCUUGUGAAUAG